Exophiala oligosperma is the source of this 3033-nucleotide messenger RNA. RefSeq lists its product as uncharacterized. Bases 1714 to 2985 code for a protein of 423 amino acids. Lineage: Eukaryota; Fungi; Ascomycota; Eurotiomycetes; Chaetothyriales; Herpotrichiellaceae. Gene Ontology annotation, molecular function: FAD binding; monooxygenase activity. The transcript is spliced from 3 exons. The record is from RefSeq and is a predicted model, not a curated record. Gene Ontology annotation, biological process: secondary metabolite biosynthetic process.
UGAAUAUCUGAUGACAAUGAUGAUCCUGCGCUAAUUGACACUGUCACGAGUCCUUCUUGAGCAUAUCAACAACCAACUUUCCGGGUGUGCCAGCAUGAUAAUCUUCGACCAGCUCAUUCAAGGCAGAGAAAGGAUAUGUCUUGAUCUUCGCCUUCACUCCGUGUUCAACACAAAACUCCAACAUCUCCUUCAGUGCUUUGUUGGAGCCUAUCAGCGUCCCAGUCACAGUGAUACGCCGGAAGACGAGGUCUGCUGCCGAAACAUGGAACCCUUCGGGCGGAAACGAGACAACGACGGCUAGUCCUCCGUUGCGGAGUAGAUUGACCCCGUAGUCAAAUGACUUCUGACUCUCAGGUAGGAUCAAAACGGCGUCUAGACCCAUUUCUGACAUGUGUUCUCUGUGGUCCUCCUUGCCCAUCGAUUGCCGAACAUCCUCCGGACUUUGCUUGAGCGCAUCAACAAUCGUACAGCCCGUCUCCAAUCCUCUCGCGAGAUCCAAGGCCUUUGGCGAGACGUCCACACCCGUCGUCUUCAAACCCAUUUUGACGGCAAACUGUAGGCCCAGGUGUCCGAGCCCGCCGCCACACCCGAUGAUGCCCACUCUCUGUCCAGAUUUGAGAUUGCAUUUUCUCAGCGCGGCGUAGACGGUCAGUCCAGCACACAUCAAUGGUGCAACCUGCACGGAAGCCAUCUGGUCUGGAAUCAACGACACUUGCUUCGAGUCCACAACUGCGUACUCGCGGAAACCACCAGGCCCGUGAACUCCGAGGCCGCCAUGAGUGUAUGGGCAGUACACCGAGAAACCAGGUUCGUCCGGGUCGGAACCAGAGGGAUUUUGACAUUCAAGACACCGUUCACAGACGUGAUACCCGCGUCCGGAAACUGCAACACGGUCACCAACCUUGAGACCAUGACUUGAAUCUUUGCCUGGCGGGAGCGACACCACCUGCCCAGCAAACUCGUGGCAUCCGAUGUGUGGAAGGGACGGAGGAUGCAUGGUCCCUGCAGCUACCACGGCAUCCGUAUGACAAUAUGAGCCUGCCUCGACGCGAAUAAGAACGUCAUCUGGGUGCUCGAUGGCGGGAAGUGGCACUUCGCGCAGACGAUACGGCUUUCCAAACUCCUCGAGUAUGUACGCCUUCAUGGACUGUGGUAAUUCUGGUGACGCCAUGGUGAUUGCUUGGUCCGUCUCACGUUGUUUGGUGUACGAGAUCUUUAGCUCCCAACAGGUUUAUUACGGACGAUGUUCAACUUUUGGAGAACCCCUGCAGAAUGGCUAGUCGAAUUGCGGGCGGUGUUCAUCCACUUUCUCCCCCACAACUCCUGCACAUUGUAAUGUGGCGAGAACACGAACUCUGACCCCACCACAUCUGUGAAGCAGAAAGCCGACUCACUCAGAAGCAAUGCAAUUUGAAUGCAGGGCAAGGAUGUUGCAUCAGCUUCCUGCACGACUUGUUAGGAUCAUGUAGGUUUAACAGCCUUCCGAUGCCAAAGCUCACUGCAAAGGACUUCUCCCCACACAUGCAUGACUUUUGAGGCCGUGGGGAUGUUUGCUCUGGGUUCAAUACACUUGCAACUUGAUGUACAGGCUUGGUUCCUGUAAUCUCUCAACUCACGGUUUGGCACUUUCAUAGACUGAAUAAGUAUUUACAUUCAUCUCACAGCUACUGAUGUGACAGAGCUUUAACAGACAUUACUAAUAUCGGUCGCAUCAUGGGGUCACUAGGCAAUGCGGAAAGAAUUGAUGUUGUUAUCGUCGGUGCCGGCAUUGGUGGUGCAUCUUGUGCAAUUGCCUGUGCAAGGCAAGGUAUGAAGGUUACACUUUUCGACCAAGCGCCAGAGUUACUACCGAUUGGAGAUUCGGUCGGCUUCGGUUCAAACUCAUCCAAACUCUUCAAGCGCUGGGGUUUGUACGAAGACAUGUGGCAGGUUUCGAGUCGAGCGAACGAUACCAUUAUGCGCAACUGGGAUGGCAAAGUCAUUGCGCUGGAUCAAACUUUGGCUACGGCCGAGGCGAGAUACGGCUACCGCGGUCUUCUUGGGCAUCGAGGUCAUUAUCACAGGAUAUUGAUAGACCAUGCACUCAAGAACGGGGUUGAACUACGGCUUGGUCAGAAAAUUGAGCGCUAUGACGCAGAGAAACCGAGUAUUUUCCUACCUAGUGGAGAAGAGAUCGUGGCGGAUGUUGUGAUUGCUGCAGAUGGCGUGAAAAGCCCGGGUCGCACUGCAGUGCUAGGCUUUGAGGAUGCGCCUAUUCACAGUGGAUAUGCCGUGUGGCGUGCAUAUGGGGACUCUUCCAUCUUUGAAGGUGAUCCAUUGGUAGAAGAGUUUCUCCAGAAAGACUGUGUGAACCUCUGGAUCGGACCCGACUUGCACGGAUUUGUGACCACUGUACGCAACGGAAAAGAGAUCAAUGCCGUACUGACACACAAGGACGUUGCAGACAUUGCCGAGGGCUGGCAGUUUCCUGGCCAUCGAGACGAGAUCUUGAGAACGAUCAAGGACUGGGACCCGGCAUUUGUACGAGUAUGGGAAAAAAUUGAGAACAUAAUCGACUGGAAACUUGUCUACCGACCAUGCUUGGACAAGUGGGUAACUGAUAGUGGCCUGGUGGCGGUCAUGGGAGAUGCUGCUCAUCCUUUCCUUCCGACCUCGACACAAGGCGCCAGCCAAGCCGUUGAAGAUGGUGCAACCAUCGCGCUGUGUUUGGCAAAAGCUGGCAAACAUCAGAUCCCGCUAGCGUUACGAACUUACUUUGCCCUACGUUACGAGCAUGUCAGAGCCGCACAGCAGGUCGGUAUUACACAAAGAGACAAAUGGCACAACCUGCACGAUAAGACUACUAAGAAGAUGAUGAAGACCUUGGACACUUCUAAAGGUGUGUUGGAUAGCUAUUCGCUGUGGGACCACGAUGCGGAAAAAGUAGUUGAAGAUGAAUGGGACAAUGUAUCAGAGCAAGUCAGGCUUCAGUUUGGCUUGCCAUGAACAAUGAAAAGAGAUUCUCGCAUUUCUAGAAAAAUACCAAACUAUGAC